CGGGCCAUCAGUUCACGAAAAUCAAGGUUAUUUAUUAUUCCUCUCUUCCGAUUUUACCCCCUCCCUCUCCCUCCCAAUUUCUCUCUCUCUCUCUCUCUCUCUCUAUUUCUUGUUAUUCUUUUUAUUUUCCGGUGAAUUCCAUAUCCAUUGGUUUGGGGGCACUGUCCUCUCUCCUCUUCUUCUCUCCUUCUUCUGCUUUGCUUGAGAGAGCGAGUCCUGAAGAAGAAGAGCUCCCCGCAAUUCCCCUCCCAAUGGCCGCCCCUUCGAUCUCUGCCCACAUAGAAACAUCUUAGGAACCGGACCCAUGUAAGCAUAUUGCUCUGCUGGGUUGCUUGUUCUGAGGGGGGGGGGGGGGGGGUUUGGAAUUCAACACGUUGUCUUGGGGCUUUAAAGCUGGUCACAGUGGUGGGAGCUUUCAUGGGUUGAACUCAGAAUAGCAAUGGGAAGCUUCAGUGAGGAGGAGGAUUGUCGAUUCUUUGACGCCCACGAGGAACUUUCGUUCCCAUCCAAUGGAUUCUGCGGGGUCGAGGUCGACGAUCCCAGUCAUGGGCUCGUCGAUUCUGCCUCAAACUGUUUCGAGUACGACAUCUGGACGAGGAGCCCACGGAGUGUUAGGGAGCGGAGGAGCAAGUUUCUCAGAUUGAUGGGGAUGAGUUCAGAUACAAUGGGGACUUGUUCUGGGGAAUUACAGAGUGGCGAAUUACUGGAGGGGGAGGUGGGUAGAGUUAUGGAGAGUAGUGGGGCUGUGCUGAGAAGCUCGGGUUUAGUGGAUGACUUCUGUUCCAGUCGUUCCUCGAACUCGUGCUGGUCUAGCAAUACCUCAGAGUGGUCUGGUGAGGAGGAGAGAUUUGUGCCUAGGCAUGAGGGUUUGAAUGGUGGAAGCACCUGUAGUGAACGAUGUCGGGAAAUGGGAGGGCCCUCUCUUUCAUUCCAGGAGCUGAUCGAGAAGGAAUCUCCCGAGGGUAACAAUAAGAACGACUCCCUGGAGACAAUAAUUAAGGGACACAAAAAGAGUUGGCUUACUAGAUUACGUAGCCUCACUUGUGUUGUAGAUAGGCAAGGGGUGAAAGGGAACAGUAAUGCUGAGGACGGGCCUAGGGCCCAGAAGGUGAAAGUCCGGCACUGCCAGAAAAGGCUCAAGGAGCUCUCUGCCCUGUUCACAGGCCAGGACUUUCAGGCUCACAAUGGUCCAAUUCUCAAGAUGAAGUUCAGUCCCGAUGGUCGGUUCCUCGCCAGUGCAGGAGAAGAUGGCGUUGUGCGACUAUGGAAAGUCGUGGAGGAUCAACGGUCAAAUGAGCUGGAUAUACCAGAGAUUGAUCCCUCGUGCAUCUAUUUCACAGUGAAUCAGCUCUCUGAGCUGACUCCAUUGUUUGUGGAGAAGGAGAGGACAGGAAAGCCAAGGAGUCUGAGGAAAACCCCGGAUUCUGCUUGUGUUAUUUUCCCCCCCAAGGUCUUCCGGUUAUUGGAGAGGCCAGUGCAUGAAUUCCACGGGCAUAGGGGCGAGAUUCUGGACCUCUCUUGGUCCAACAAUAAUUAUUUGCUAUCAUCUUCUGUAGAUAAAACAGUUCGCCUGUGGAAAGUGGGUUCGGAUCACUGCCUUGGAGUCUUUAAGCAUAGUAAUUAUGUGACGAGUGUGCAAUUUAAUCCGGUGGAUGAUAACUUCUUCGUCAGUGGUUCGAUAGAUGGCAAAAUUCGAAUCUGGGCUGUUCCAGGAUGUCAAGUGGUUGAUUGGACUGAUAUACGGGAGAUUGUAACAGCUGUUUGUUAUCGUCCCAAUGGGCAGGGAGUGAUUGUUGGAUGUAUGUCUGGAAGUUGCCGAUUUUACAGUGUCUUAGAUAAUCGGUUGCAAUUGGAUGCUGAAAUAUGCUUAUGCAGCAAGAAGAAGUCACCUUGCAAAAGGAUAAUUGGGUUUGAGUUUUUUCCGCAAGACCCAAGCAAGGUGAUGGUCACGUGUGCUGAUUCGCAGAUCAGAAUCCUGCACGGGAUCAAUGUAAUUAGCAGAUAUAGAGGCCUCCGAAGUUUAGGAAAUCAGACAUCUGCAUCCUUCACAUCAGAUGGGAAGCACAUAGUCUCAGCUUCGGAGGACUCGAACGUGUAUAUAUGGAAUUGCAGCAACCAUGAAGAUCCCACUUUCUCUGAAACAAAAGCCAUCAGAUCAUGUGAACGUUUCUCAUCAAAUGCCAGCGUGGCAAUUCCAUGGUGUGGGAUGAAGUACAAAAAUUCAGGAAAUGAAUGGGAGUUUGGAGUGUCAGGCAAUAGUCAGGAGUUGGAAGAAACCGUCCCUUCCACUCCUGCUUGUUUCUCAUUGGGCCAGGAAUUCGUCUUGGAUACUUUUCCUAAGGGAUCGGCUACCUGGCCAGAGGAGAAGCUGCCCACCUCGAGUCCACUGGGCUCUUCGCCCCCAAUGCAUCGGUCCCAAUACAAGUUCCUCAAGAGCUCAUGCCAGAGCACUUCGAAUUCCCAUUCAUGGGGCCUUGUUAUCGUGACUGCAGGAUGGGAUGGGAGAAUUCGGUCUUUCCUCAAUUACGGGCUGCCGGUGCCCCUUUGAAAACCUCAAUGGUCUCCGGGCUACAAGGGCCGCAUUGAAAUCUCAGUGGUACAGCUUGCAGAGCUGGACUGAUACCAUCUUUUUAGAUCAGAACACAGGGAGUUUGGCCUUUCUUGUAGCAUAUCUUGUGCUCGUACCAGACUCAGAUAGGGCUGUAGCUGAUGAAAAGAUGCACAUGAUGGGGGCAAAUAUCCAUUAAAGCAGCUAAUCAAGGUUUAGCAUCUCAAGAACAUGUCUAUCGACUCCAGCUGCAGCGCCCCACUGAGCUUUCGGUCGAGAUUUUUAGUAAGUGGUUGGGAUCUCUUCUCCAGAUCUCUCUGCCCCAUGACCUUUGCUCUGGAUUCGUCCCAAGAAAAGGUUGUCUCUCCAUAUCAACCAAGAAAAGACACGCAAAUUGUAUAUUUCCGGAGAUUUGACGUGAUCAUUCUGCAUGACAAUGGAGGUGACGGUGGGACCAAUGAGACAAACCAAAGAGGGUAAAAAAAAAAAGGAGGAGGCUUGGGCUUUAAUUCCCACAAUGGGAGAAAUGAGGAUAGAGUAUAUCUAGAGCUGGUGGCUGGAGUUGGUUCUUGAAAGGAAAUGGUGGGGGACGUUUACCAUAAUAAUAUGUUGGCUGGUCUGAAAUGAUUGAGGGGUUUGUCUGCCAUUUUUGCUUUUAUAUAUUUUUCGUAUCCUUUCGAUUUUGUUCGUCCCGUUCCCUCUCCUCGUAGGGUCGGGCUCGCCACGCAGGGUGUUGGGACGAGGAUCGGGACAUCAUCUUCCUAUGUCUGGUGAAAAGGAAAGGAAAUGGAUCCCUUCUUUAUUAGCUGCUUCAGAACAGAUGAGUACUGACCUUUGAUGGGCUUAUCUUGAUUGAAAUGCCCAGAAGAAGAAUUCUUACUAACUGCUAUCCAUGGUCUAUCAAGUAUGCCUAGAUUUAAGUAGGAAUUCUCUUAUUUUUCUUUUUCUUUUCUAUUUUGGUAAAUGAGGUGAAAAAAAUGUAAUUUGAGGAAUUUUAGGAAAUUGUAAUAUGUAAGUGUAGAUAAAGAAAAUUUUGUUGUAGAUUAGGUUUAAAUUAAAGAUUUCAGCUCUUGUAUAUGCUUUGUAUCAGAAAGAGACAGAUGGGUCAAUUCCAAUAUUCUUUGGUUUUUCUCUUCUA
This is a messenger RNA of Punica granatum (pomegranate), 3686 nucleotides long. The record is from RefSeq and is a predicted model, not a curated record. NCBI's taxonomy places the organism in Eukaryota, Viridiplantae, Streptophyta, Magnoliopsida, Myrtales, Lythraceae.